Prunus armeniaca (apricot) is the source of this 255-nucleotide messenger RNA. The record is from the annotation of a GenBank genome assembly. Lineage: Eukaryota; Viridiplantae; Streptophyta; Magnoliopsida; Rosales; Rosaceae.
AUGGUGGAAGGGAUUGCCGCAUAUGGUGUAGGAUUUAAGCUUCUAUCAAUGCAUGAGUUGAGGACUUGGAUCCUUAAGGAAGAAGUUGGCUACAUUAAUACGAUGAUGGAAGAACAUAAGAAAGCUUGGGCAGAGUAUGGAUGUACUAUUAUGUCUGAUGGUUGGACUGAUGAUGAUUUUGUCAAAGAAGUUGGAGAGGAGCAUGUCAUUCAAGUAAUAACAGAUAAUGCUUCCAAUUACAAAAUGUUGGAGUGA